Carlito syrichta (Philippine tarsier) is the source of this 1151-nucleotide messenger RNA. It is a transcript of the gene CBY1, whose product is annotated as chibby family member 1, beta catenin antagonist. The coding region runs from base 46 to 516 and encodes 156 amino acids. Gene Ontology annotation, cellular component: nucleus. Lineage: Eukaryota; Metazoa; Chordata; Mammalia; Primates; Tarsiidae. The record is from RefSeq and is a predicted model, not a curated record. The transcript is spliced from 5 exons. Gene Ontology annotation, biological process: negative regulation of Wnt signaling pathway.
AAGCUUAUUUGGCUCACGGUUCUGGAGGCUGGGAAGUUCAAGAGCAUGACACCGAUAUCUGGUGGGGUCAUCUCGUGGCAGAAGGCAUCACUUGGAGAAGGGAGCAUUGGCCUUUCAUUCAUUAGGCCAAAGAUGCCCCUCUUUGGGAAUACAUUCAGUCCAAAGAAGACGCCUCCUCGGAAGUCUGCUUCUCUCUCCAACCUGCAUUCUCUGGAUCGGUCACUCCGGGAGGUGGAGCUGGGCCUUGACUAUGGAACCCCUACUAUGAACUUGGCGGGGCAAAGCCUGAAGUUUGAAAAUGGCCAGUGGAUAGCAGAGACAGGGAUUAGUGGAGGCGUGGACCGGAGGGAGGCUCAGCGCCUUCGCAGGCGGAAUCAGCAGUUGGAAGAAGAGAACAAUCUCUUGCGGUUGAAAGUGGACAUCCUGCUAGACAUGCUUUCAGAGACCACUGCUGAAUCCCACUUAAUGGAAAAGGAACUGGAUGAGCUAAAGAGUGUCAACCACUGGAGGAAAUGAAGACUCCAAGAUGUUCACUAGGAGAGUAGGGAGAAAGCACAGGGGACAAGAUGUGGGAGGAUGCUGAGCAACUUUUUUUCCUUUUUUUAGCCAGACUAGCGGAUGAAGUCCUGGGAGAGAGCACCGUACAAUGGGGCCAGCAGGCACUGGCACCCUUGGGUUGGUAACAGGAAUGAAGGAAACCAAGCCAGGGCAGCAGCUAGGAAGGUGCUCCAGAUGUGCUACCUAGGGGUGCCAGUCUGUAAACAAGACUUAGAGAGGCCUGCAGUGCUGCUAAACCUUUGGGUGCUUUCCACCCAUGACAGCAUAUGGAUGCACACAUCACAGAAUCUCCUGCUGGACAGAUGCUCGAGAGAAGCAGCUGGAGCUCAUCAGCUCAUCCCCUCAUGCUGCUUUAGGGUGCACCCAGUAUGAGGAUCGCGGAUGAAAGGCUCUCUUGGUUCCUUUGAAGGCAGGAUACUCUCUUGCCGCCACUAAAGAAUCCUCAUUCCCCAAAUCCACAACCUCCUCUGGCUUUAGCUUUCUGGCAGUCAACACUAGCCCUCCACAGCAAUACUAUAUUUUUGUGUUACUUUCCUGUUUACACUACUUCCUUAUUAUUAAAUGAUAUUAAAUAAUCUCUGUGGCCAAAGUGA